Molecule: messenger RNA, 7027 nt
Organism: Terrapene triunguis (Three-toed box turtle)
Lineage: Eukaryota; Metazoa; Chordata; Testudines; Emydidae
Product: KIAA0319 like
Exons: 20
Coding region: 21-3392 (1123 amino acids)
Cellular component (GO): plasma membrane; cytoplasmic vesicle
Molecular function (GO): protein binding
Source: RefSeq, a predicted model, not a curated record
UGGUUCUGCCCACAAAGGCCAUGGAGAAGAGGUUGGAAGCCAAGUUCAGCAUUAGCGUCUGGAUUUUAUCAGGACGUUGCCUGGGAAGUUUUCACCUGUUCUACAUGUGUGCCUGCCUCUGUGCCCUCUCUUCAUCUACAGAUGCAAACUGGAAUAGAGCCGUGUGCCAGCCAGAGAAGAUCCUGUUUGGUGGCUAUUUGAGAUCAUGGAGAGAUCACCAGCUACAGCUUGUGGAGGGAUUUCACACUGCCCAGUCAUGUCAGGCUGCUUGCUGCCAGAGCCCCAGCUGUGAUGCCUUUUGGCUGUUGGAAAAGAUGUGUCUCCAGGUGAACUGCAUGAUUCCCCAUCAGUGUCAGGCAAGCAGGACUGACUCCUCAGGUUCCAUUUUGGUGUUUCUAAAGAAAUCGAAAACUACAGAGCACUCCUUAAGCUCUCAACGUGAAGGCGAGGUGGAGACUCUGCUUCACAAGUUGUUGGAUUGGUGCACGCCAGUCCAAGCCAAAAAGAGACUGCGAAGGUCCUUCCGGGAGCUGUUGACACAAAAACAGCACUUGACAAAUGUUCGGAGGGGCUUGCUGAAAAGGGAUAUAACAGAUCUCCCCACCAGGGGGAAUGUUGAAAAUCUGCCAGCCAGUACCUUGGACAGCGCAUCUAAGAGCAGCUUGAGUAAUAUUGGUCUAAAGGCUAACCCGGAACCUAGGCCUUCAUUGAGGGAUGUUCCCAGUGACCAUGCAACUCGAGAGAAAACUUCCCUGCAAAAUGGAACGGACUCAAGAGAACAGAAAAACAAAAGCCCUGCCUCUCCUGAGAGCCAUAGUGUGAGUGGACUGAGUGAUCCAGCUGGUAGCGGCUCUCUAGGGGCUCAUGCAGGAACAUCCACGUCAGAACGCCCGGUGCUGGUUACGUUCUCCAGCCCCAUAGCACUGGGUUUGACUGCCACUGGCAAAGCUGAGAAACUCAAGCAGUCAAACAACACUUCCGUCCAGCCUCUUUCUUUAGAGGAGAUUCUCCCUACGAUCAGUGCUCUGCUGGGGAAAAACACGAUGAAGAUGCAGACCGUUACCGCUGUGCCCACCGGUGUUCCCACCAAUGACAGCGUUACCACAGUCCAGGCUAUCCCUGCCACAUCAUCAAGCACCCCUACACCAGUGCCAGUUAUGAAGGAGCUGGUAGUUUCCGCAGGAAACAAUGUCCAAGUGACCCUGCCAAAAAAUGAAGUUCAGUUAAAUGCAUUUGUCCUACCUGAACCACCAACGGGAACCAGCUACACCUAUGACUGGGGGCUGAUUACUCACCCAAAAGACUACAGUGGAGAGAUGGAAGGCAAACACUCCCAGACCCUCAAGUUAUCUAAGCUCACCGUUGGUCUGUAUGAAUUCAAAGUGAUAGUUGAUGGGGGAAAAGCACAUGGGGAAGGUUACGUGAAUGUGACAGUUAACCCAAAGCCUCGUGUGAAUCAGCCUCCUGUGGCUAUUGUGUCACCACAAUUCCAAGAGAUUUCACUGCCGACCACCUCUACUGUCAUCGAUGGCAGCCAAAGCACUGAUGAUUAUAAAAUUGUCAGUUUCCAUUGGGAAGAAUUGAAGGGGCCACUGCGGGACGAGAAGGUAUCGACUGACACUGCCAUAUUGAAACUGACCAACUUAGUACCUGGGAAUUACACAUUCAGCCUAACAGUUGUGGAUUCAGAUGGUGCCAGCAACUCUACCACUGCCAGCUUGACUGUGAAUAAAGAAGUGGAUUAUCCUCCAGUGGCAAACGCAGGCCCCAACCAAGUGAUCACGCUUCCCCAAAACUCGAUCACCUUGUACGGGAACCAGAGCACUGAUGAUCAUAGCAUUGUCAGCUACGAAUGGUUACUCAGCCCCAGUAGCAAAGGAAAGGUGAUGGAGAUGCAGGGUGUGAGGACACCAAUAUUACAGCUCUCUGCAAUGCAAGAAGGUGAUUACACCUACCAGCUAACGGUGACCGAUUCUGCAGGCCACCAGUCCACGGCUGAGGUCACAGUGAUCGUGCAGCCUGAGAAUAAUAAGCCCCCCAAAGCAGAUGCUGGCCCAGAUAAAGAACUCACCCUCCCUGUGGACAGCACCACUCUAGAUGGCAGCAAGAGCUCAGACGACCAGAAAAUAGUCUCCUUCCUCUGGGAAAAAACACGGGGCCCGGAUGGUGUAAAACUGGAGAAUGCCAACAGCAGCAUUGCUACUGUAACUGGGCUUCAAGUUGGAACAUACGAAUUCACACUGACUGUCAAAGAUGAAAGGAGCUUGCAAAGCCAGAGCUCAGUUAAUGUCAUUGUCAAAGAAGAGAUGAACAAGCCACCAGCGGCAAAGAUUGCUGGGAAUGUUGUCGUCACCCUCCCUACAAACACAGCAGCCUUGGAUGGGUCCAAAUCCUGGGAUGAUAAGGGAAUUGUCAGCUACCUGUGGACCCGGGACGAAGGAAGCCCUGCAGCUGGGGAGGUGUUAAAUAAUUCAGACCACCACCCUGUGCUUUUCCUCUCCAACCUGGUGGAGGGGACAUACACGUUCCAUCUGAAAGUGACGGAUGCCAAAGGAGAGAGUGAUGCAGAUAGGACCACUGUGGAAGUCAAAGCUGAUCCAAGGAAAAACAAUCUUGUGGAGAUGAUACUGGAUGUUAAUGUCAGCCAGCUGACGGAAAGACAGAAGGGUAUGUUAAUCCGUCAGAUAGGCGUUCUGCUGGGCGUCCUGGACUCGGACAUUACCGUACAAAAGAUCCAGCCGUACACAGAGCAGAGCACAAAGAUGGUGUUCUUUGUGCAGAACCAACCACCCCAUCAGAUCUUCAAAGGGCACGAUGUAGCAUGGACGCUCAAAAGUGAACUCCGGAAACAGCAGUCGGACUUCCUCAUCUUCCGAGCACUAGAAAUUAAUACAGUCACAUGCCAGUUGAAUUGCUCCGAGCAUGGGCGCUGCGACUCCUUCACCAAGCGCUGCAUCUGUGACCCGUUCUGGAUGGAGAACUUCAUCAAAGUGCAGAUGGGGGAGGGCGAGAGUAACUGUGAAUGGAGUGUGCUGUAUGUGAUCAUUGCGUCCUUUGUCAUUGUGGUCGCCUUUGGAAUCUUAUCCUGGACUGUGGUCUGCUGUUGUAAAAGGCGGAAAGGAAAACCCAAAAGGAAAAGCAAAUACAAGAUUUUGGAUGCCACAGAUCAGGAGAGUCUGGAGUUAAAACCAAACCUCAAAGCAGGCAGCAGACAGAAAGCUCAGGUCCUCAACACCAGCCUGAUGCACUCCGAAUCUGAACUGGACAGCGACGAAGCCAUCUUCACAUGGCCGGACCGAGAGAAAGGGAAACUACUCCGGAGUCAGAAUGGCUCCCUGCGCAAUGGACAGGUGCUGCCCAAACCGAAGAACCAGAGGGAAGAGAUCUUAUAGCCAAGCCCUAAGUCACCUUUAGCUAGGGGACCGAGCGAAAAGGGGGGCAACUCCAUUCCCCUGUCCCAGGGGGCCCUUGAAGACCAGCUGGAUCGUGAUAGGUCAAAGCUGCUAACUUAUUUCAUGGAAACUACCUUUGUUUUUGUGGUUUGACUAGAACUGGUUGUACUUGAAUCCUGACUUCAAGGGAUAUCAAAGGGAGUAAAAGGAACUGUGAAAUACAGACUACCUGGCAUCUGGAAUGCAACAGGACAGAACCACUUACCACAGCUGUGAAAGCACAGACCCACCCACCUCCUACUGCAAUGGAGGCAAAAUUCCCAUGGACCUUCAGUCUUCUCCCCACUGGAGGUUUCUUCUCUCUGAAGGAGGGUCAGGGAGAGCCAUGCUUUGGGCUCCCAUCAGACCACCACAGCCUCCAAUAGUGAUGGCACACUGACUGACUGACCUUUUUAAAAAAGAAAAACAAACCUAGCUCACAUGCUACUUCAGCUGCAGAAAAAGCUUUUCCCCCCUCUCUACCCCACCCCCCUCCACUGAUUAAGCACCAUUUUCUAAAAAAUUAACCUUGUCCUUUCACACCAGCUAACCGCGUGGAGUGGGGGACAUUCAAAAUACUGUGCUCACCCAGAAUGGGCUGCUUCAGUUCACAACUAUGAGGGGGUUGUAAUUGUUUUAAAUUGUUAGUCUUGUCACUGGGAAUAGAGAUAAAAUGGCACCUAAUCAGAUGCCGAAAACUUAGCUGGAGUGAACAGCCCAGCUCCAGAGUCUGUGCUAGCCAGCUGAACGGGGCACCCCAUCCCUGCAGCCAGCCCUUCCGGGUUCGUACCAGACCCAGGGGAUCGUUUGCUAAUGGGAAGGAGAGUGCCUGCCUUUCUGGUAUCUGUGACUAAUAGCUUAAUUCCAAAGCCCUGAGAUGUUUGUUCAGCUCCACGGCACACUGUGUAGAUUCUGAAACGCUUCUACGUGUGCUCAGUAACACUGUAGAAUAUCAGUACUGCCCUCCCUACUGUAAGAUGCCAUGACGCUGUCCUUUCUUCUAACACUUACACACGUCAAAGACAAACAUGGGUGGAUACCUUCACUCCCCGAUGGCUGGACGUCCCCCUCCAGCUGGCACCUCGGUAGCCUUUUGUUGUGCUGUCAUUGAGUAGCCCUGUGUAUGCUCCUAGCAUUGAAUUGUUUUGACUGACGGCUGACAUGCACACUUCAAAUUUAUUAACUCACUGAAACAGGGACCAUUCAAAUCCUCUUUGCCCGAAUACCUGCAGGUGGCUCCCAGAGGCACGUCCCGGUAUGGAGUGUGUCCUCGGUGGGCAGCGUGGUUCUGGACUACAGGCCCCUUUCAGUCAAUGACAGCGUGGAGUUGAGUGAUUGUGUGACGCUCCCUCCCCAUUGCCAUGUCUGUCUCAACAUGCUGCUUUCUUGAGCCAAACCUCCAUCCUUGGCAAGCGUUUGCCCUUUUCAUUGGGGUGUCAGAUGCCUCUGCCCCUCUAGGAUGAGUACUUAGUUCAUGGCCUUUCUUUGUGUUUAAUUAAACUGGUAACUUGUUUCAUUGGCUUCCUUUUUUGGAUACUGAAAGACAAAAGGCUUUAAACUCCUAAGUUGUAUUUAUAUUGCUGCACUACUGACUUGUGUUGAACCAGAUGAAGAUUAAAGACACUAUUUAAUUUGAGGGAGUGUUCCCCAUUGAAUGUAGUCAUGGCUGCUGCUAAUUUAAUGUUUCCGUGCAAUCAGAUGUCUUCCUUAGGCACAAGUGUUGGAUUCUGUUUAUUUCUACUUGGCUAAUAAGACAUGAGCAUUUUGCCCAAUUGACUUAGGCCAGCCGUAGUUCUUGACCUCACUUGGUAGUGCACUGUAGCACAGACUGCACUUCUAGCACACAGCAUGUGUGCGCUCCUGUUCCUCUCUCCAGACUUCUGUGGUGGGCUCAGCCUGGCUGUUCUCCCUCUAGGUGAUGGGACCCUCAACAUGUUGCCAUAAUCCCACAUCCACUCCUGCCUUUCCCCCACCACGCAGGGCGAAGGUAACACCAGACUUCUCCAUUUAAAGGGACACAGUCAAGUUAAAAAUCACACUUCUGUCUGAAAUUUACUGUUGCUGUGAGUAGCACUGAAAUCUAUGGGCAGGGUGUCAUCCAUGAAACUCUUUUAAAUUGAUGGUAGGUAUCCCUUUAAUCCUCUUCUCCCUUAGGCACAUACUUUAAGCUUGUCACUCCCCUUUCGUCCUGGGGAGGUCCUCCCUGCAGGAAAUUCUCAGCCUGUUUGCAGCAGUGAAGCUUUUAGGGAUUCUUUUGCUGCAGAAAUCAGUACCUCUCACAGGAGAUGCAUGGUGUGCCUUUACACUGGCGCUCUGCCUUCCUGUUACGGAAGGGGGAAGCAAUAAAACCUGUCCAGCUAUUACUUGACAGCACCUUUGUUUAGCUGAGGGUUUUUUUCUUCCUCCCGUUUCACUGUGGGAACUGACCACUUACACUGAAGUGCUUUAGUUGGCUGACUGCACCGUUGUCGAUAGAAUAGUUGUUUCCUGCCUGGCAUGGAGACGACAUGCAUUUUGCAGAAGGCGAUAGGCCUUCUACAGACUCCUUACUAACCAGUUUUGGUAGGAGAGCUUCCUGUCCUUAGUCAUUUGUCAUCUCAAAAUGCAGGCUUAUGACCGCAAAUCACAAGUCCCGAAAGUUAGAUUUCCUGCUUGCCAUUAGUAUUCUUUUAUUGUGCAACAUUCCCCCUCUGCAUGAAACACCCCCUCAGCCACCCCCCAAAAAAACCCUGUUCUGCACUUCAGAUAUUAACCCUUUGUGCCUCUAAAUUGUUUCACCCUAACAGAGGUUACAAAGAAGUAUGUACAGUAUAUACACAUGCCCUCACUGUGCACUGAUAAGUGUGAGAAGCUUUUCAUAAAUGAAUUUGGAAUCUAGGAGACUCUAAUGUCAGUCAGGGGACAAGAGGUCAGUGAAAAACCCUGACAAGCAGGAGAUGGAAGCAUUAGUUGCCUUGGUGUGAAAAUCUCCGUUAGGGUGGAAGAGGGUGUGGGCAGAUUGUCUGCUUGGAAAAAGACAACAGCCCAUGUUAGAGAAGAUCCUCCUCUGAUGUAGGAGUGUGUACAACGAAAGCAUUAGUUUAAAAUCCUGUAACUCCCUUUCCUCCUCCCCCAGGGUAUUAUUAAUAUCAUUGCUCAUUUGUUACCUAAGUACCCUGAUCCUAGUUUGACCUUGCAAGAAGAAGUUUUCUGCAUGGCUAUGCAUUAUAAUUUCACAGUUAGAGACUCUAUGGCUACAAGUUACCCAUGUGUGGAAGUUAAAAGCUUGAGACAUCUGGUAGAUGAACCAUCCGCUGAAUUUGAUUUUGUUUUCCUCACUCUUCAGUGUAAAUGUACUUCAGACACACACUUGUGUUUAGUAAAGAUGUUUGCGUCAGAGGCCAGAAUCUCUUGCAAUGUUGAGAUCCAGUUUUAAAUAGUUUGUUCUGAUUUUGUCCUUGUUCUGUACACUGGGGCUGCCCAACCUGUCUGACCUUUAAUUUCAUGAUGUUUGUUUGAUUGCAGUGUUCCUUGGAUCAAGACUGGAAAAUGAUUUUUUUAAAAACCACGUUUCUUGCAAAUAAAAGGGGAAGUUGUUUUGCUGCUGCUUAUUUUUA